Messenger RNA from Saccostrea cuccullata (small rock oyster), 6193 nucleotides. Its product is annotated as dynein axonemal assembly factor 8-like. The transcript has 31 exons. The coding region runs from base 121 to 5355 and encodes 1744 amino acids. Gene Ontology annotation, cellular component: centrosome. NCBI's taxonomy places the organism in Eukaryota, Metazoa, Mollusca, Bivalvia, Ostreida, Ostreidae. The record is from RefSeq and is a predicted model, not a curated record.
UGAUCAUCCGGGGAUUUGCUCGCAGACACGAUGAUUCGAAAUUCCACCAAUGCUGAAUCGGUCGCAAUGUUUUGAUAUGGAAUAUGUGUUUGUGAAGACUUUAUUUCACUGAGUUUGGAUAUGAAAAUGGACUCGAGUGAUGACAACAGUGAUAGUGAGCUGUUUUUGUCAGCAGCAGGUGGAGUCAGCAACCUUCCAGAUUUUCCUGUUCCAGAACAGUCUCACUUAAAACCAAAGUUAGAUUCCAUAUUUGCUGAAGUGGAGAAAAAUCUUCCAUCCAUUGACUUUGACCUGUCAGAUGUAAGCUCUGACAAUGAGGAUCAAGAAAUAUUCCACAGAUCUUUGUUCAACACUUCAUUGUUUGAUGAUGACAAAGACCUUGACACAAGUCAGACUGGGGAUUCCUUCUCUGAACUUUUGCGACCAAAUGUCGAAUCUCUGUCCCUCACAAAUAUUAGACUAGAUGUAGAAACUGAGGUUUUGGAGACAUGUGAAAAUGACACAGACACUGCUAGUGGACAGCAACAAAGACCAAAAUACCAGGGAGGAAAAUCCACAAACUGGACAAAGACGGUUAUUGAGGCUCAUGAUGAGAAGGACAAAUUCAAAGAGAGAAAACCUGUCAGUAACAGUUCCACCCAGGUUACCAGUGAAUGUCAGACUGGGGAGGACCUGGCUCCAUUGGCUGGGGCAUUUAGUGCCAUGGAGCAGGAGCUUCUUACCGAGGAGAGAGUGGAAACUGAGAGUGUAGACGAAGAACUGGAAAAACAUGAAAAAGAGUCAACUAGUGAAACAGAUGCCAAAGUCGGCUCUUCAUCGUCUGGGGUGGGGGUGUAUAACUCAGGGGAUAAGCAUAUGAACAGAAUGGUCACCACAGAGGAAAUGAGAAGGAAUGAAAAAGAAUUGGUAUCCAACAUAGUCCCUCCCUCUCCUCCCAAACUCCUCUCAAAUAAUCUUAAUAUAGAUCUGAUUUUGUGUACUCUGGAUGAGGCACACCAGCUGAAUUCAUCUGUCCCUCCUGUAGUUAGAGAAGCCUGGGCAAGACAGCAGAGGAUCCAGUCACUGAUAGGGGCUGGGGAAGGAUCCAACAGAUUUCUUAAUGAACACAAAGAAGAAGAGAAUGUUCGGUCCCAGACUCUGAUCCAGAGAUUAGCUGAGUACUCUAUGAAACAGUCAGGGGAGGAUCUAACUGAUAUCGACCCGAUGACUGGAGCCAGGGCGACCCGGGACAAGGACGCUGACGUCAUUGAUACAGAUAACGGGUCCAGCAGUCCUCUGUUUACCAGGAGGAAACCACCUCCACAGGAGCAGCAUGUAAAGAAAACCACCUCUGCUAGCUGUGGUACCAACACCAGUAACAAUGAUGGUCCAUUGAGGAUUAUAACACCCACACCAAAGAACAAACUGGAGGCAGAAAAAAAUCCAGAACCUAAACGUGAAAGAGAGACUGUAUUCAUCGACCUUAGAAACCAUGACCAAAAGGUCAAAGAGCAACAACAGAGUAUAGAGAGAGUCCAGCAAGUACUUCACAUCAGUCAAGAAAGUGAGAGUAGCAGUGACAGUGAGUCAGAGGAUGAUAUGCAGGCCUGGUUUGAACAGAGGAAGAGGAUGAAACAGACUCUGACCUCCAGAGGAGCCAGUACAGAUAUUCUACCAAAUAAACCCAAACUGGAAAGAUCAGAACCAAUUAAGCAUCCAAACAGAGUAAUUAAUCUAGCAGAACUGGACAACCGACUCGCUGCCAAAGUUAAACCAGAAGAGCCGGAGGAUGAGCUGACAGAAGAACAGAAAGCUGCUAUAGAGAAGGAAAGGAAGAUCAGAGAGGAAGAGAGAGAGAGGCAGAGGAAGAUUGAGGAAGCCAGGAAACAAAGGGAAGAGAGAGAAGCAGAAAGACAAAGUCGUUUACGGUUAGCUAAGAGACUUGAAGUUCUGAAACCAACUGCUUCUGUCAGUGGUAAACAGGACUGUGCUGAGACAACCCCAGUAUUGUUUGACAUUGAGGUGUCCUAUGAGCCAUCCCCUUCUUCACUCCCCCCAUUCCUACCCUCUGACAAAGAAGUUCGACUGCUGACAGUACAUCUGUCUAGUAAUGGAGAAAUUAUUCUACACAGAGGAAAAUCCAAGAGUGUUGACACAGGGCUGGGCCUCUCUGCCUCCUAUACUGUGCUGUUGACCUGGUUAUUGUCCAUGGUCCCUGAGAACUAUGACUUCCUCAUUAAGAAGCCAGAGGAGCUGGAACAGGUGCCCUUUUAUCCCCCUUUCUAUGUGCUCGGGAUGCAGCAGCUAUGGAUGGAUGAAGAUCUAUGCCUUGUGGUUGCUGUUACACCCCAUCCACAGUGUGACUCUAAAAUUAUACCCAAUAAACAGAAAAAAUCCAAAACCAAGCUGAAGGAUGAAGUGAAGAAUAAUUCUCCAUUCCAACAGUUCCUCACCAAAUUCCUCUCUACCAAUACUCUCCACACAGUGUGUCCCUGGUUACAGGCCGUGGUCCCUAUAGACAUUAGCUGCCCCUCCCAAAACCCAGAGGACACCUCCACAUACGUAUACAGGGCCCCUCUACCUAUAAUCACAACCAAACCUCUGUCUACAUUUAUACAGAUGAAUCCCGACCCCAAGGCUGCUCAAAAGGUGUUCAACACCCCUGUGGGCUUCUUCUGGCAGACAGUGGACAACGAGGAAUCUUCAUUUGAUCAUGGACUUAAUGACAGUGAUGUGAAUUAUGACACUCAAGUCACAAUGUCUCUUGUUUACAAGAAGAUUUUCCAGGAACCUCCUGCUAUGUCAGGCAUCUUCAACAAGAUUAUGCAGGAAGGGCUGGAUUUAUCAGGGAUCAGGCUUCUGUUCCCAGUGCAAGAACUUCUGGAUAAGCCAAGUGUGCCAAAUCAGACCGAUCGUGUUCAGUCAAACAUUGAGUUCUUGAACAAAGUAGGGCCAGUAUUGGCCUUAGGACUGCGGGGUACCUUUGCUCGUGCUAUCUGGCUGGAUGCUGUGGGUCCUACAGACCCAGCACUAGCCCGUAAGACUGAUCCUAACUCCCUGUGUGCUUUGUUUGGGGGUGCAUCAAGAGAUGAAUGUUUGUUAUUUACCCCCAGAAAUCCAGCACGAAUCCACUCAGAGCUCACAAGGUGGUUUGCAGGAAGGGUACCACCAGGUGGUGUUAUUGAUGUGGGAACACCUUAUACAAGGAAAGAUCAUCUUAGAUCUGGAAGUCCAAAAGGUCAGAAGGCAAAGAAAGGUUCCUCAAGUUCUGAUUUAUCUGAGGAAAGAACACAUCCAUCUAUUGGCCAAUCAAAGAAGAGCUCCUCCCACCACAGUUUGAGUGACAGCCACACUCAGCACCGCCCACCAGCGGGUCUAACGGCCACUACUAAGAGUGAAAUCAUCCUGGUCAUCUCCCCUGUGGUCAGGCCUCAGUUUAUUGGGGUCAUCAUGGCGUCCUGUCAGAGGAAGGGAUUCAGGAUCAGGGGGGUCAAGAGGCAGAGGCUUACCUCCAAAAAGGUGGCCAGUCUGGGUAUUGACAGUUCUUUGCUGAGCACAUUUUGUCCUGGUGUGUCAGACAUGCAGGUGCCCUCUGCGGCCAAUAAGCAUGCUGAGGCCAUGUCACCAUGCUUCCUUUUGCUGCUAGAGAAAGAGAAUGCUGUACACAAUGCUGCUAGCCUGAUUGAGUCCUGUAUGAUUCAGCUAACUCUGAAAGGACUUAUGGAAAAUAUGCAGAGAACUGUGGAUCACUAUUUGGAGUCAAAGCACAUGUUUUAUUCAGCUCGAUACUCUGACAACUUACUGACCAGUCUUGGAGGGGAUUUCUCUAAGUGUAUAGACCAUGAAAUACAAGUAAAUCCAAAUUUUGUUGUGCCAAAGCUGUAUACAAACCCAGAACUAGAACAAAUUUUGAUACUUUUGCUGCUGGGACAUGAAAUCCAGAAAAACUCAGGGAUGUUUGUAGGUAAACUUUUGGGUAUGGUUCCCUAUGGGAAGCUGACCAGUGUGGUCCCGCUGAAGGAGGGGUUUGAACUGUUAGGGAUGAAAUGGCUCCCUGGACUGACCACCUCCCAGGCUAAGGAGGUGACCCCUUGUGAAGUGGGAGACAGGCUCUGGAAGGAAAAUGUACACACUCUAAUGUCAGAACCUGCUCUUGUGUUGGCACUGAGAGGGAUAGAUGUGUUGAAUGCUGAGGACAUGUACAACACCUGUCAACAAUCGCACGUGUACCUUCCUCAGGUUCGGCAUCACAUUCAAGGCUUUGGAUCCAGGUCUCAUUCAAUAAAGACUGAUGUAAUGACUGAGUCCAUGUUUGAUGUGAUGCUGUCAGGACCACAGCCCAUCACCACUGCUCUGGUCAUCAAACCGCGCGCCGUGAAGAAGCACCUGACAAAGAUUCUCCGUAAGAUCAUGCUGGAGGGCUUCACUGUCGUGGGACUGAGGCUAGCAGUGAUUGAGGAGGAGGAGGAAUUACUCUGCCUUAUCGACGAGGACAGAGAAUUGGAUGCUGAUAGAUUGGAUCAACAUAAGAAGUACUUGAGUUCUGGCCCCUCAUUUAUCCUGGCCCUGGAGAGAGAGAAUGCUGUCAAGAAACUGCUAGAUUUACUGGGGCCCUGUGAUCCCCUCAAUGCUCGCCGCCAGAGUCAGUUCCUGUGGAGGGGAACCUUUGGGAUGGAUAUAGUCGCCAACGGUCUUCAUGGCUCAAAGAAUUUUCCCCAUGCUGUACAGGAACUGAAGAUGUUCUUUAAAGAUGGUCUGUGUUGUAAUGAUUCGGAGGAGCUGAGGGACCUGGAGGGCUUUGAUAAUUAUGAUGAAGAAGAGAUACUAGGUCCAGCAGUGGACAGUCUUAUAGAUGUAUCUACUGGAGACAAAAGAACUGUUCAAGUUACAGACAUGCCUGGAGACAGAGAACACUCGGCUAUUGAGAUCCAGUUGUUACUACAGACUAACUGUAUAGUACUGAAGCCUCCACUUCUGAAGAUCCACGACAGGGGACACUAUGCUUAUGUUGACAUUGUGGAGGAACUACUCAAACAAGAAUUUGAGAUUGUUGGAGCAAGAAUGGUUUGGUUUACACAGGAGCAGGCUGAAAUCUUCCUUCAUAUCAUCAAUGCUGGCAGUUAUAAACAGGUUCCUAUGUUGUUGUCUGGACCCUCCCUUGUCUUUGCACUACAGAGAGACAAUGCUGUACUUUCUUUUGAUGCCAUUCUAGGAAGCAACUUUGGUGCAGAUUCCAUUAUUGGUAAAUAUGGAGGAGGCAUUUUCCGUCCGUCGGACAUAAAACAGGCUCAUAGAAUGCUGGGGUUUUUCUUUGAUGAACUAAUGCCAGGCAGUCAGAUAAAGAUUACCCCUAAAGAAGAACUAGGCCCGCACUGAUCUUCCGUCUCUUGCUCAUAGGAGUUCAUAAUAUCAGUAUUAGCCAGACAAAUUCAAGCAGUUGUUAUUUGUCCUCUUUUCAUACUGUGAUUUUUGUGGUGACUUUCAUUGCUUUGUUUUCUUAGUGGUGCAAAUGAGUUGAAUAGAUUCAAAGCAUUAUUUAACCAUAAAUUUGAAACGUAUUUCCAUUUUUAAAAACAUUUGAUGCAACAUCUAAACGUUUAUAUGAUUAAAAAUGUUUUAAGAAAAAGACAUAUAAGGAGAUAUAAUAUAUGCCAAGUCCAUCUACAUGUAUUAACAAAAAGAAUAAGUACUUUUAAAAUCAAACAUGAAAGUCAAUGUUUGAUUUCUUAAAUUCUAUAUAAACGAUGAAUUAAAAUGCAUUUGAGAAUAAAAUAUGGACAUGCUUCUACACCCACAAUGAUGUUUUACAGUGAACAUCGUAUAUGUUUGUUAUUCUUUGGUUCUGAGGUAUGUUAUUUAUUCAAAGCAAUCAAAUUCAAUUGAUACAUGUCGAAAAUUUUCUCUCUAAAAAAGAAAAUAAGAAGGUCUUGUCUUUUUAGGGGGUAUUUACAAAAUGUAAAAUGUGAUAUAUAAUACAUAUCAUAAACUUCAAUCACCAGUUUUUUUUAAAAUCAAAACCUCCUGACCUAAAAGAUUAUUUGUGAUGCAUCAUUUCCGUCCACUAUUUUAUAUUUAUGCAUUUAUAUAUUAUUGUAUACGUUUACAUUUGAUGUUUAUUUUACUUUUCCUUUGAAAUGUUUGGUGUUCGUGUUCAUUUCUUUUAAGAUUUACCUUCAAUACAUUGUUUUUAAGAAAAUUACCAAUAUCUUUGUGA